Molecule: messenger RNA, 2226 nt
Organism: Nematocida major
Lineage: Eukaryota; Fungi; Microsporidia
Exons: 1
Coding region: 1-2226 (741 amino acids)
Source: RefSeq, a predicted model, not a curated record
AUGUCGCAGAGAGAUUUGUCCAGCAGUCCAGAUGGAAAUAAAAGCAGAGAAAGGAAAAAAGGCUCUCCACAUGUAGACCAAGAAGACGCCUGUGCGGCAGAUGGGCAGCAUGCUCCAAGUGCCAGAGAGCACGCCCUUUUGCACAAGACGGAUGGCGGGCAAGACAUAAAAGGCUUGAAACUCCUUCUGGGAGACGAUGUGCAGCUGGCGUAUCUAGAAGCGGUGCAGCAGCAGAUGACGCAGCAGUGCGACUAUCUGAGCGGCGCGGGCGCGGCUCUGCAGGCUUUGGAGCGCAUUCUGGCGGGGAGCAACAGAGGCCGCGAGCUGAAGCCAGGCCCAAGGGUGUACUGCCUUGCGCAGGGAGUCCCUGGUGAAGAAAGCCCCAAGCUGGAGGCGCUGCGCCGGCGGCUGGAAGAGCUAAGCAAGCGCCUGUGCGCAGAAGAGAUGGAAAACCAAGAAAGUGCGUGGGCUGAUGUGAAAAAAGACAUUCGCAAGUGCUUUAAGAUGUGCACAGAAGGAGACGCAUAUAGGUACCCAUCCAAGGAUUACAGGCCCUCGCACUGGGAGGCCUGGGUCACAAAAGUGAUAUUUGAUAUCGUUUGCGGAAACACAACGUUGCACGAGCUCCAGAGUGAAAUUGCAAGUCGCCCGAGCGUGUACCCGCUGCGCUGGAACACUCUGCCUUUUGAGAAGCCGCUGGCCCAGGUGGCAGCAAGCCUGUGGAACCUGCUCCAAGCAAGCAAGGGCAUUCCUCAGUGCACCGAGAGCGGCAGGCCUAAGCUCGGUGCGCGCAGGCCCACCUGGAAAAAAGAGCUGGCUUCGCGAUGCACGGAAAAUGAGCACACCCAAGAGAUGUGCUGCUUGGUCCGCGCACAGAAAACCCGGCAGGCAAACGCCAUAGGGCUUCUGCAAGAGCGCGAAAAGUCGCACCUGUCUGCGCGCGAGAUCCAGGAGAUCCUGCGCGAAGUGUCCACGGUGCAGAGGACAGGGAGCAUCCUUCCCGUCGCUCUUGAAACAACCCCUGGCAUGGUGGCACACGAAGCCCGGUACGUCCCAAAAGAAAGGCUUGCUGUCGCAUGCAAGAGAGUGCGCGAGCUGGUGCAGCAGGGAUUUGUAGUAAAGAGCACGGAAAGCGAGUGGCUGAACCCAAUACACCUAGUCAAGAAGAGCAGCGACGAGUGGAUCCUCUGCCUCGACCUAAGAGAGCUGAACCUGCUGGUGGCGCAGGACACGUAUCCGCUCCCAAACGUGACCACGGUCACAGACGACUUGCUCGGCACACAGUACUUUACGAAAAUCAGCAUCAAGGACGGGUUUCUCCGGGUGCCGCUGGCAGAGAAAGCCCAGGCCAAGACCACAUUCAAGCUGGGCAAGACGUUCUACAGGUUCACAGGCCUUCCCAUGGGGUACCGGAAUGCGCCAAACAUCUUCCAAAGAGUGAUGGAGAGCAUUCUGCACGAGGAAGCAGAUAUCUGCAUCGUCUACAUAGAAGACAUUCUUAUUUUCUCGAUGGACCUCGAAAGCCACCGGGAGCACAUAAAAGCAGUGCUGGAAAAGCUCAAGAAGUACGGCAUGGAGGUCAACUGGGAGAAAGCGCUUAUAGCGCGAGCACAAAUCGAGUUUUUGGGAUACUACAUUGGACACGACGAGAUAUGCCCGCUGCCGUCUAGGGUGCAGGCUGUGCUGGAUUCCCCCGAGCCAACGGACAUGAAGACGCUGAGGCGGCUUAUUGGGCUGCUGGGGUGCGACAGAAGAUUUCUGCGCAACAUAUCGGAGACGCUGAAGCCGCUGCAUGUGCUCAUGAAACAAGACGGCGCGUGGCACUGGACAGAUAUACACCAGACAGCAUUUGAGGAGGCCAAGAAAAAGCUGGCGCGCGCCCCAAAGCUGAUCAUCCCGAACUACAGGAAGCGCUUCACAUUAGAAGUUGAGUCCUCAGACGUUGGAAUAGGAGCCAUGCUGCGGCAGAACGAGGGCAUCGUGGGGUUCUACUCAGGAAACCUCACUGAAGCAGAGAGAAAAUACGCCCCUGACGAGAGACAGCUGUACGCGAUUGCGUGGGCCUUUGAGAAGUGCAAGUACUAUCUGCUGGGCGUUGAGUUUGAUUUGGUGGCCAGCCAGCAGGCGGUGGCGCUCUGCCAAAAGAAGCCUGGGCUUGAAGACACACAGCUCCGCGAGUGGCGCCGUGUGCUGUCUGAGUACAACUACGUGCUCAAAAAUAGGUGA